AUGUAUAAUCCUCACCAGAGCAAUAGGAACCUUUCCUAUUCCUCAACAAGCCAGCCAUUCUCCAGCGCAUACCCUCUAAUAAAUGCCGCAUCCUCUAUGUUCGCCUCUACCAGUGAUACUUCACCUAGAUACACUUUUUCAGAACAAAGUUCUUCAAAAUACACCGCCGCAGUUCAACCUAGAAAUCCCACAUCCUCUACCACUACUCCUCUCAACAAUCCUCCAGCUCCAUACAUUCCUCAGCCAAGAGUUUACCCCAAACUUAUCGAACACAGACGAAACUUUGCACACCAUAAUUCCUCAUCAAGACGCAAUAAUGAAUCGCGGGAAGACUUAUGCUCCGAAGACACCUGCUUUGAAGACACUUGCUCCGAAGUUUCAGUUUCCUUACCUUCUUCACCUGAUCCUUCAAAUGGACAAGCUACGCGGACGUGGGUCUCUGAACAAGCGCAACAAUAUCAAUAACAAGGCAGUAGGAUGUAUCAUCCAAGUCUUCAAAAUCCGAUUCCGAUCCCUGGUCAUGUAUUCCCAGACCCAGAUUCUGAAAAUCCUGUACUUGGCGUCAAGGAACAGAAAUCUUUGACUUCGUCGAGGAGGAAUUCCCUGGGUUUCGCAGACUAUGGAUCUUCCAACUUUACAAUGAUAACUGAGUGA
Messenger RNA from Sclerotinia trifoliorum, 654 nucleotides. NCBI's taxonomy places the organism in Eukaryota, Fungi, Ascomycota, Leotiomycetes, Helotiales, Sclerotiniaceae. The record is from the annotation of a GenBank genome assembly.